Brenthis ino (lesser marbled fritillary) is the source of this 1227-nucleotide messenger RNA. Lineage: Eukaryota; Metazoa; Arthropoda; Insecta; Lepidoptera; Nymphalidae. The record is from the annotation of a GenBank genome assembly.
AUGGCCUCAAUAAAUGUUCGGGAUCAAAAGAUCGAACAGCAACGCCAGUUAUUGGAACAAAAAAUGAAGCAAAAACGGCAGAAUUCGGGUAUGGUUCAAGCUAACGAUUUGAGAGUGGGUUCUGCUAAACGUCCCAUUUCUGGAAGCCGUUCCCGUGAACUUCAUGGCUAUGAUGGUCCGAUGCAAUUUCUUAUGUCGCCUGUGAACCCUGACCAAGUUAUUCCUCUACAAACAAAUAGAGUAUCUACAUAUGAUGAAUUAGGCAAUCAGAUUGAAGUUUUGACAGUGGGUGAUGACAUGGGUGAAGGGAGUGGUGAGGAGGAAUGUGAAAGUGUUCCUGUCUGUAGUAUGGGCCGUGAUGCGAGCACUGAUGAUGUUUGUGCUGAUGCAGCGGUUGCUCCAUUGCAGGGUCGCCCUCGGAGAGAUAGUUCACCUAAUCAGACGGCAGAAAUAGAAGGUUCAGUCGAAGGUUCUGUGGAAACCUUCGUAACAACACCGGCGAAGCAUGGGACCCUAUACAAGUGUCGUAUUGCAAGGGAUAGAAAGGGUAUGGAUAGAGGAUUGUACCCAACAUACUUUUUGCAUCUGGAAAAAGAUUAUGGAAAGAAAGUGUUUUUAUUGGCAGGUCGUAAACGCAAGAAGUCAGCAACAUCCAACUACUUGAUAUCUACCGAUCCCACGGAAUUAACACGACAAGCGGAUAGUUUCGCCGGGAAAUUGAGAUCUAACUUACUAGGAACUGCUUUCACGGUGUACGAUAAUGGGAAAGCAUGGAGGAAAAACCAUAGAGACCCACCUCGUCAUGAGUUGGCAGCUGUGGUUUAUGAUACAAACGUCCUCGGUUUCAAAGGACCACGCAAAAUGACGGUCAUCCUCCCCGGAAUGACACCUGACCGUCAAAGAGUAACAAUAGCGCCUCAGGACGACAGCGAAACACUAUUAGAGCGGUGGAAAAGCCAAAAUUUCGAUGACAUAGUGGUUCUACACAAUAAAACACCAGUAUGGAAUGAUGAAACUCAAUCCUAUGUCUUGAAUUUCCACGGCAGAGUCACUCAGGCAAGUGUGAAAAAUUUCCAAAUUGUACACGAUUCUGAACCAGAUUAUGUUGCUAUGCAAUUCGGUAGGAUCUCUGAGGAUGUGUUCACUAUGGAUUAUAGGUAUCCGUUGUGUGCUUUGCAAGCCUUUGGUAUUGCACUCAGCUCGUUUGACAGCAAGUUGGCUUGCGAA